UAUUUAAGAUUACGAAGGAACGAGGGUCUCCCACGAAUCAUGAAAUAGGUUAGUUUGUCUUCCUUGGGCGUUUAUCAACUUCUUUUUACUUGUUUCACUACUCUUAUUUUUUAUUUUUUUUAUUGUAUUUAUUAACUUUAUUUUAAUUCUUUAUUGUGUUUCCUGUUAUUGUAUAUGUAAAGCACAUUGAGUUGCACAUGUGCAUGAAAUGCGCUAUAUAAAUAAAGUUGCCUUGCCUUGGGCCACAGCAAUCACCUUCAAUGGCCGAUGAAGUAAAUUGACAUAUUAUAGACUAGGCAGAGUUGUGCCUUAAAUGGAAGUGUAUUGCCAUUAAUACGCUAAGCUAGUCUCAAGAAAAUUCUCAGUGUCUUGCAAUAGUCACACAGUACCAAAGUCCACUGAAAAAAGAAACAUUUUAACGGGACCUUUAACUAAUUCAAAGUCUCCCGGAAGCUGUAGGACCCUGCUCUCGCCGCGCACUUGUGUUUCCUGUUUACGGGCGGGAAGAGCGAACGAACCUGAACCCCUGUCCAUCCUACAUCGAAGAGUGCUAAAGCUGUAGUCCUCCACUUACCAGGACUGCUGUUUUCUCUGUAUACCGAGGUGGCCUAUUUGAAUCAUUUUCUGCUUUACUUUUUAUGUGGGGAUUUACAACUUGGUUUCGAAUUCCCCGCUGACUGAAGUUUAAGGGGAUUUAGACUGCAAAGCAGAUGGAGGACCCUGCAGACUCUGGCGGCGGUGGUGCAGCAGCUUCACAGGGCCCCACGAUGCGAAUGACGGAGAUCCGCUGCCCAACAGGAGCCUGUCCUUUGCGGUUACUGGAGUGGAAAGUUAAACCCGGAUCUUUUGUCAAUGUAGAUUCUGUGCUUGCACUGUGCGCCCCUAUUCGACCGGUGGAAGGGUCUGAAUUAGAAACACGGGAACAGACAAACAGGCUGCCUGAGAAGAAGGUGAAAUCGGAUCGUGCAGGAGUAGUGAAGGAGCUGUGCUGUCAACUUGGGCAGGUCAUAUCGCCUGGCGGGCUCAUUGCACGUAUAGAAGAAUGCAGUCAUCCCAUUGUGAUGAAGGGCCUGUGUGCCGAAUGUGGGAAAGAUCUUGCACAGAUGCAAAACAACAAUGGGAAACAGCAAGCGCCCCUCUCUACGGCAAACGUUUCCAUGGUGCACAGCGUUCCAGAGUUGAUGGUCAGCUCAGAGCAAGCAGAGCUUCUGGGCCGGGAAGACCAGCAGCGGCUGCACAGGAACAGGAAGCUGGUGCUGAUGGUGGACCUGGACCAGACACUCAUCCACACCACCGAACAGCACUGUCGACGUCUGUCCAACAAGGGAAUCUUCCACUUUCAGCUGGGCCGCGGCGAGCCCAUGCUCCACACCCGUCUGCGGCCGCACUGUAAGGACUUCCUGGAGAAGAUCGCCAAGCUCUACGAGCUCCAUGUCUUCACCUUCGGCAGCAGGCUGUACGCCCACACCAUAGCAGGUUUUCUGGAUCCCGAGAAGAAACUCUUCUCUCACCGCAUCCUGUCCAGAGACGAGUGCAUCGACCCCUACUCCAAGACGGGAAACUUACGAAACCUGUUCCCCUCGGGCGACUCCAUGGUGUGCAUCAUCGACGACCGGGAGGACGUGUGGAAGUUUGCCCCCAACCUGGUGACGGUGAAGAAGUACAUCUACUUCCAGGGCACGGGGGACAUCAACGCGCCACCGGGUUCCCGGGAGGCAGCCCGCAAAGGCGCUCAGGCCAGCAGGGCAGCGGACACCAGUGAACCCUCAGACCCCUCCACAGCGUCCGAGGAACAGAGCAACGGCCUCAGGAAACGAGUGCGGGAGCGGCACGCACAACCACCGGCCCCCGCCACUCAGGGAGCCACAACCAAUGAGAGGACCCACCCCGACAAGGAAGGGGCGGGACAGGCGGAGGGCGAGGCCACAUCACGGGUCAGCGACAAAGGGAAUACGACAGCGAACAAGGAGGAGACAGAAGAGAACACCAGCAGCAGCACACAGGAGGCCCAGCGGACGGGAGAGGAACCGAAGUCGAAACCGAAGUCGGAACCGAAGUCGGAAGAGCAGAAGUCGGAACCGAAGUCGGAAGAGCAGAAGUCGGAACCGAAGUCGGAAGAGCAGAAGUCGGAACCGAAUCCGCCAGAGGAGAAGUCGGAACCGAAUCCGCCAGAGCAGAAGUCGGAACCAAAGCCUGCAGAGCAGAAGUCGGAACCAAGGCCGUCAGAGCAGAAGUUGGAACCGAAGCCACCAGAGCAGAAGUCGGAACCAAAGUCGUCAGAGCAGAGCGUCAGCGUAGAGAAUGUGCAGAGUCACACAGGGUCGAACGACCUGGAUUUCAACCUGUCCAGUGACAGUGACGACAGCCAAUCAGAUUGUAAAGCCACAAUCCCGCCCCCAACCCAGUCCACGAGUAAGAGCGAGGAAGGAGAAGCGUCGGGCAGCAGGGAAGAGGGCGAUGACAGGAGCGUGGAAAAGAGGAAAGAAGACGGCAGUGAUCACGAUGGGCCAAUGGAGCUGGGUAACGGAGACACUAAGGCCAAUAACGAUACACAGCCAAAGCACAUCGAAGCCACAGCCACCGCCACCGCAACAGCCACCGCCACCGCCACAGCCACCACAGACACAGCCAGAGCCACAGCAGGAGGGGAGGGGUGCACGGAACACAACCCUGACGAACCCAUGGAUGACGACGAGGACGUAGCGGACGACGAAGAUGAGGACGAGGAUGACGAGGAGGAGGAAGAAGAGGACGAGGAGGAGGAAGACCGCGACCACGACGACCACCUCAUCCACUUGGAGGAAGUGCUGACGAGGGUCCACCACGAGUACUACGACCGCUACGACUCUUACUUGCACGAAGGCAAGAUCGCUAACUCUUCCGCUGCUCCCUCCACCACCGCCAGGACCGAGCCGCCCGACAUGCGGCGGAUUGUGCCCGAGCUGAAGGGCCGAGUGCUGGCGGGCACCACGGUGGUAUUCAGCGGCCUCUACCCCACUAACUAUCCCAUGGAGCGAACGCGCGAGUUCUACCACGCCAAGGCACUGGGGGCGUGCGUGGCCAAGACCCUGGUGCUCUGCAUCAAAGACCCAGAGUGCACCACACACCUCAUCGCAGCACGCGCAGGUACAGAUAAGGUGCGGCAGGCGCUGCGCUGUAAACACCUGCACGUGGUGAAUCCCGAUUGGCUAUGGGGUUGCUUGGAGCGCUGGGAGAAGGUGGAGGAGCAGCUCUACCCCAUCAAGGAAGACUACAGCAAAGCACCCAGGAGUAACAGCCCAGCAUUCUUCCCUGAGCUUCAAGGCUCCCUCCUCGCCGCACCCCCCCUCUACCCUGCCCCCCAACAAGACCCCACCCCUCGACCGCCGCCCCCGGAGCAGCGCACCUACGACCCCGUCACCGGCAAGCUCAUCCGGCGAGGGCCUCAGGCGCACCACCAGCCCUCCUACCACCACCAUCAUCAUCCCCCGGGGCCCUCGGGGGUCCCCCCGCCGGACCCCAAAUGUCGGCCGCCCCCACCGGAGGUGCGCACCUACGACCCCGUCACGGGCAAGCUCAUCCGGCGAGGCCCUCAGGCGCCCCGGCACCCCUCGUCCUACGGCCAGGCACCAGGGCCCUCCAUGGCGCGGUCGUCUUUCAGUGUGGGGCAGUCGCAGCAGCAGCAGGGGCAGUCGCAGCAUCAGCAUCAGCAUCAGCAGCCGCAGGAUGAUGAGCAACCAGGCCCGUCUAGACGAGAUCGGCAGCCCAGCAUGUCCGAAACCCUCCCCCUGUACAUGCUCUGCAAAGAGGACAUGGAUAGCAUGGACAAGGAGGUUGAUGACAUGCUGGGUGAGGAGAGCGAUAACGAUAGUGACGAGCAGGAAAAGGAAGGCGAGAAGAUGGAGGUAUGCGGCGGCAACGAAGAUGAGGAGGAAAGGGAGGAGAGGCCUCAGACAAGUCAACAGAGUUUGGCAGUUGAGCACCAGCAAGUCCCCGAGCCCAGCGCCAGAGAGGAGAGGAGCCAGACGCAACCCAGCAAUGGAGACAGUCUGUCGGGCGGUGAGCCAAGGGGUCAGAAACGCAAGCUGGAGGAGGCCAAAGCUGAGCGAGAGGAAGACGCGGCGACGGCGGCGGCGGCAGCCGGAGAGGAAGAUGCGCCCCUAUCUGACAGCCAGUCCAGCAAGGACUCCAACGAGGAAGGCAGCAGCUCCGAGGCGGACGAGAUGGCCGCCGCCCUAGACGCCGAGCUCAACAGCUUCAUGUGAGGCAGAAGACCCUAAACGAAGCACUCGCCCCCCCCCCCCCCUCCUCCCCGAGCCGUACCCCAUCUGCCCCUGAUGAACUGCACUGUCCCAACAUGUGGUACCCAAGACAGGGGAACUUAGUUUGUAUGUGUGUGUGGGUGUGAGUGUGUGUGUGUGUGUGGGUGUGGUACAGUGUGCGUACAUACAAUGUGUAAACAUGACAAAGAUGAAUAAUAAUGAAGAAGAAUAUCUGUUUUGUACAGUAUAUAGUUCCUUAGCAUCAUAUUUUAGGUGGGGUUGUAUAAGCUGUUGAUUAACACGUUAAAGGUGUUUCUGUGGUGAAAAUAGAAGUGGUCAUUUUGAAAAUGUUUAAAUUUUACCUGAGUUUGUGUUUUUUUUCCUAUGAGCUUUUAUACAAAUUCAAUUUAAAAAUGUGCUGAAUAUUAAAUUAAUUGGUUCAUAAAUGCCAAAGAGCCUGGAAAAAGGUCUGUAUGGGUCAGCAGCUAAAAUCCAUGUUGGACACAGACUUCUUUAUUUUGUCUCCAGUUUCUUUUCUUUUUUUUAGGAUUGAUUGUUCUUUACCAGCAGUAAAUCUCUUGACGCCUGAAUGUGACCCGUUUAAUCUUUGUGUUUUCAUUUCUGUUCCUCUGUUCCCGUUUGUUUUCUAUCAAACUUUUGAACUUGCGCGUCUUAACUGUCCAUUGACUCACAAUAGGCACCCAUCCUAUUAAGGAUCCUGAUGUCAAGGGUGCAUCUCAAAGGGUCCUCAGUAUUGCGCGAGUGUUUGUGUGUCUUCGAUCUCUUCACUCGGAGGGGAAUGAGAAAGAAGCCCACCUGUUUCAGGACCAGACACAGUAGAUUACAGGACAGCCGGGGUUCUCAUGCGGUCUUGGCUCGGGCCCUGGCCUCGUCUUCUCGAACCAUGAGCCUUUUGCGCAGACAUACGGUUCCGUGCAAAUGACAGGAAGGAAAACAUUCUGAAUCCUCUUUGCCGUGGAGAGGCAGUUGGAGAGUCGAGAUUUUGGGCAAAAGGAUGUCAGCCUCUCAAGAGUCUCUGCAGAUGUGGGUUACCCACAAUACGCCAGUGUGUGAACGUUUAUAUUUUGUCAAAAUUUGCAUUUGACCAUAUUUUUUUACACGUCAAACAAAACUUACAUUUUGGUCCUCUCUUUGUAUCCGUCAAAUGUUUUCAAAAUCCAGCCAAAAUACUACAUUGUACAAUCCCCCACAAUUUACAGGAUAGUCAUGGAGAAAUAGACCAAAUAGAAACCAUUACAAAUGAUUUGUGUGACAGAUUCACUAUGUAGGUGUUAAAUCAGUAUUUCAGUAAUCAGCUUAAAUCAGUAUGGGUCUUAACCACCCUUCCCACAUAGUCAUAGAAGUAGUGACAGAGGCAUCCCCAGUUUGACUUCCUUAGUGAAGAAGAGCACAUUGUCACCAUGUCUAGACCACAGAUGACAGUGCUAGGUGAGAGCACAGGGUUUAAAGGUCAUGGCUGGCCGACCAGGCUGAGAUGCUGAUUGGUUGGCUAUACCACUGUGUAGCGGGAUUGGCGCCCUGUCACUUCCCUUUCCUUUCCUCUGUAACUGAUGUCUGGCAAGUGGACAUAAAUCAGUAAUGAAAGUUCUACAUUGUGUUCAUCGGUUGAUUGAUCAGUUUAUUGAUCAGUGUAUUGAUGUUCCUUUUCCUUUCAUUUUAGUUUUGUGCUGUUGUUUUUAUUUUUCAAAGAAAAAGACUGAUGUAAAAUAUUUGUACAUUAUAUUUCAUACUUGACCUAAUCGAAAGAAGAAAAAAAAAGAUUCAUUUCAUUAAAUAAAGAUUUGUUUUGUAAGUCUU
Molecule: messenger RNA, 6059 nt
Organism: Clupea harengus (Atlantic herring)
Lineage: Eukaryota; Metazoa; Chordata; Actinopteri; Clupeiformes; Clupeidae
Gene: ctdp1
Product: CTD phosphatase 1
Cellular component (GO): nucleus
Molecular function (GO): RNA polymerase II CTD heptapeptide repeat phosphatase activity
Source: RefSeq, a predicted model, not a curated record